Molecule: messenger RNA, 4338 nt
Organism: Cryptosporidium muris RN66
Lineage: Eukaryota; Apicomplexa; Conoidasida; Eucoccidiorida; Cryptosporidiidae
Product: MIF4G domain-containing protein
Exons: 1
Coding region: 1-4338 (1445 amino acids)
Cellular component (GO): eukaryotic translation initiation factor 4F complex
Molecular function (GO): translation initiation factor activity; protein binding; mRNA binding
Source: RefSeq, a predicted model, not a curated record
AUGACUCCUGAAGACAAUUCUAAUGGUAAUGUGACUUGUUCACAAGAAAGUACUGGGAAUACUACAUCUAAGUUUAAGAGCCAAUUGAGAGCCGAUGCACAAGAGUUUAAACCAUCAUUUAAUAUAAUAACUCCAUGUACUAGCACGGCUAGCACAGGUAUAUAUUACCAUGGUGUCAUACCAGCUUAUAAUGCUAGUGAUGUGGACUAUCAACACUAUCAAACUAGUACUAGCUACAAUAUAAAUCUGAAUAGAAAGCGUAUAAGCGGAGACUCCAACAAAUCGCAGACAACUUUAAAUCCCAAUGCUCAGGAAUUUGUACCCAGAGGAUGGAUUAACCCUGUUUCAGAGACUGUUGGAGUUGAAUUUCCUUCACCUAAUGUAUCAAAUACUCCCUAUAUAUCCCAAUUUCCACAACCAACAAUUUUACCUCAAGUAAUACACCCUCCAAUUCAUCACUUUAACAAUAUAAUUGUACAAAAUCCUGAAGUUACACAUCUAGCAAUACCAUCUCAGUCAGUAGAUAUGCCAGUGAUAUGUCAACCUAAAGGAGCAACUGAAAAAGUAGUAGAUGGUUCUAUAGAGCUAUCUAAGAAUUCGGAUCAAAAUGGCGAAAUAAGAAAUGAAUCUAGUGCAGCACCAAUAAAUUUGCAGAAUAAUGGUACAAACCAAAGUGUUCUUCAACAAUCUACUCACUUGACCUUUAAGGAUAAGUUGUUAGCUCGUGUAAAUAACGCUAAUGUUAAUCCUAAUUAUCAAACUAACACACUCCAAGAAAAUAGCCAACAAGCACCAAUAGAAAUGAAAUCUAAAGUGCUAGUUUCGACUACUACAUCUACAACUGUGUCUCCUUCCGAAUCGAAAAAUGGUGUAUCGAAUAACCAAGUUGCCAAAGAGCCUGAAACUGUAGACAAAGUUAAUGAAACUACCACUCAAAUAGUAACAAAACACAUAAAAACUGAAGAAAGGAAUUUUAAAGAAUUGGCAAUAGAAAGCCAUACACAAAAGCAAGUCUCUGCUCCCGUAAGUUGGGCACAAAGGUUAAAGAAUAGUACAAAUAAUGCUCAAUAUAAGAAGGUACAUCACGAAAUUACUGAUAUACAACCUAAAGCUGUAGAGAAGAAAUAUGACAAAGUAAAGGCAUAUGAAAAUGAAGUGUCCUUUGAAGAAUUUAAAUGUAGUGAUAACACUGAUAAACUAGGGGAAACUAAUAAUAUUGAGAAAAAUAAUAAUCCUGAGAAAUCUACUAAAUCUGAAAAGACUGGUAAAGCUGGUAAGAUUGAUAAGGCUAAUGAAAUUGAUAAGAUUAAUGAAAUUAAUGAGGAGAUUAAUGAAAUUAAUGAGGAGAUUAAUGAAAUUAAUGAAGUUAAUGAGGAGAUUAAUGAAAUUAAUGAGGAGAUUAAUGAAAUUAAUGAGGAGAUUAAUGAAAUUAUUGAAAAUAAUGAGAUUUAUAAGAUUGACGAGGUCGAUCAUGAUAAGAUGAUACAUAAGAAUCAUAAGGUUGAUAAGAAUCAUAAGGUUGAUAAGAAUCAUAAGGUUGAUAAGAAUCAUAAGAUUCAUAAGAUUCAUAAGAUUCAUAAGGUUGAUAAGAUUCAUAAGGUUGAUAAAAUUGAUAAAAUUGAUAAAAUUGAUAAAAUUAAUAAAAUUGAUAAAAUUAAUAAAAUUAAUAAAAUUAAUAAAAUUGAUAAAAUUGAUAAAAUUGAUAAAAUUGAUAAAAUUGAUAAAAUUGAUAAAAUUGAUGAAAUUGAUAAAACUAAUAAAGUUAAUAAAAUUAAUAAAGUUAAUAAAAGUAAUGAAACUGACGGAGCUAUUAAUAACAAAGCUGAUAAAGUGGACAGGGUUGAUAAAACUAACGGAGUUAUUGAUGAUGAAAUUAAUAAAAUCGAUAAAUCUGAUAAUAUUGAUAAUAAUAGUGAAUUUGACAGGGAUAAUAAAAUUGAUAGUAAUCAUCAAGUUAACAAAGUUGAUAACAACGAAAUUGUUAAUGAAAUUGACAAAGAAAUUGACAAAGAAAUUGACAAAGAAAUUGACAAAGAAAUUGAUAACAAAGUUGAAGAUAAUAUGGACACUAAUGAACUAUCUGAAAUACCCAAAGCAGUUUAUAACUACCCAGAAAAGAAAGAUAAAUUAAUUGACGGGAAUAUUGAAGGAAAUACUGAUAUAAAGGCAGAGAAUAUUAUAGAAAAUGCAACUGAAACUAAAACUGGGAAUUUGAAACAUAAAGAAUACACUGAAUUACAUAAUAGUGAAGAUGCAAAUAUACAACAUUUAGAGAAACCUAUAGAAUCCCCACUAAGGAGUCCCUUCCCAAUAAUGAUACUAUUAGCCCUAAGAAGUGCAUCUCAGAGUCAAGAUUUAUCUGAUUUAAUGUAUAUACCUCCACAACUAUGUCGUCGAAAUAUGAAUAGUAAGGAAGGCGAGAGAGAAAGUGGAAAUUAUCGUAAUCGCAGUAGUUGGUCUAAUAAUAAUAAUAAUAAUAAUAAUAAUAAUAAUAGUAAUAAUAAUAAUAAUAAUAAUAAUAAUAAUAAUAGUAAUAAUAAUAAUAAUAAUAAUAAUAAUAAUAAUAAUAAUAAUAAUAAUAAUAAUAAUAAUAAUAAUAAUAAUAAUAAUAAUAAUAAUAAUAAUAAUAAUAAUAAUAAUAAUAAUAAUAAUAAUAAUAAACACUAUCAUCGUGAUGCUGCGGGAGGGUAUGGAGGAUCUAGUAAGAGAGAUAGGUAUCAAAACCAAAAUUCAAACUCUGGUAGUGUAACUAACAAAAGAUCGGGAGACCACCAGGGAGGUUCAAAUAAUGUCGGAGGUUCUCUAGAUUGGUCACGAGAUGAAAGGAAGUUGUACCGCUUGGAGAGUUCUGCGGAAAGUUGGGUUGUAAAGCAGAAAGAGCAAAAAGCAAAGGGUGAUCAAUAUGAAACACAUAUUCGUCAAUAUAGGGCUAUUUUAAAUAAAUUGACUAUUGAGAAAUUUGAAAAACUAUAUGACCAAAUAUUGGAAGUUGGAAUUUACACUGAAGAAGAUACAAUUGGCCUGUUAAAACUAGUUUUUGAUAAAGCAACAACGCAGCAUCACUUUAUUCCGAUGUAUGUUGAGCUCUGUGAUAAAUUACGCGAACAUUUAAAGAAUAUCACAACUAUUGAGACCAGAUUUAUAUUGAUUGAUCUAUGUCAAGAAUUAUUUGUUGAGAAUCUAUCCGAAAUGAUUCUUCCAGAGAGUAUACAAGGUAGUGAAGAAGAUGCAUUUGAAUGGCAACUAAAAUAUAAAAAUAAGAUGAAAGGUAAUAUGAUUUUUAUGGCUAGUUUAGUCAAAAAGAAAGUUAUUGCAUCAAGAGUUGUCUUAAUGUGCAUGGAAGAACUAUUACAAUUUCAUCUACCUCACCAUAUAGAAGCCUUAUGUGUAUUUUUACAUCAUGUUGGUCCAUUUCUAGAUAGUGAAAGAUGGAAGCACUAUGAUGACUUUAACACACUAUUCCGACAAUUUGAGGGAUUUGCUAAUAAUCCAGAUAUGCCUGUUCGUAUACGUUUUUUAGUUAAUGAUGUAAUCGAUAGUAGAAAAAAUAAUUGGAGAAUAAAAAAUAGUAGGGAGGGACCAAUGAUGCUUGAUGACCUUAAACUGAAGAUCAGUGCAGAAAGAGGUGAACAUAAUACAAAUAAUAGUCAUUCAACUAACAAAACAAGCAAUACAUCACCACAGAGAUAUCAGAUGGCACAUAGAAAUGAUCGUUAUGGAGAUUCUUCAGUAAACUCUGGGAAGACAUCAACUUCCAAUACUUGGUCGAAAUACACAUAUAAUUACAAGAACUCAAAUUCCUAUGAUACAUCUACAUCAAAUUUUAGAAGUGGGAAUAACCAUGUAACAAAGAAACCAAGCGAUAAUGUAGAAUACACCGCAGAGGAGACUGACAUUGAAGAUGACGGAGGAGCCGUGCCUGAUUCUGUAAAAGAUAGUUUGGGUGGCUUAAUGGACAGUUUCGUUGCAAGCAAUGACUUGGAAGAGUUUUAUGAGCAUGUUAAUGACUUGGAUAUAUCUGUUGAGUAUCACCCAGGCGUUUAUAAAAAUAUGUUUACUCGUAUAGCUGAAUAUAGAGUUAAACAAAGAAGUUUAUUACUUAAGGCACUAAUUAAAUUAGCACUGAAAAGCGACACUUAUAUGAAUGGAGAAGCAGCUAAGUCAGGAAUUUUGAUGGUUUUACAACCAAGUAUAUUGAAUGAUAUAUUAAUUGAUGUACCACAGUUUAAAGAUAUUGUCUUAACGGAAUUUAUUGAUGAAGCAAUUACUUCUUAUGAUCCAAAUGGUCUGGUAUUUGAUGAUGCCUUUAUAACACAAGCAAAGAAACUAGUAAGCUAA